CUUUGCCUUCUCUGCUCUCUCUGCGAGCACCUGCCUAUUCCACGAUUUUCUUGAACUACGUGCUUGAGGUAAGCAGCCUCUAGUCCUCCACUUCAUUUUCUCUCCUGUCAAAGACAUCACUCCUUUUUCCGGUCCUGUGAAACCUCACCUCUCCCCUGUCCACUCCCCAUGUUGCCCUCGCUUACCCUCAGCCCAUCCGAGCGCGUCUUCCCGUCCCCACGGGGAGCACACGCCUGUGUCACACGUGCGUGCACAAGCUCACGCACACGCCCAGGUGUGCCCACACGCGUUCACACGCAUUCACACACACACACACACACACACACACACACACACGGGAGCACACCCCGCCCCUGACACGCUCGUCCCCGUCCCCGCCCGCUCCCCGCCCCGUCCCCGCCCCAGCGGCGCGGGCGGAAGCGCUCGGGGAUGGAGCCGCCGGCCAUGGAGGGGCCGCUGCUGGUGCAGCACAGCCACAAGUUCGGCACCAAGCGCUGGAAGCGCGGCUGGUCCGCGCUUUACCCCGCCAGCCAGCACGGCGUGGCCCGGCUCGAGGUGUUCGACUGCAAGGAGCCGUCGGCGGCCGGGCGAGCGGGCACCCGGCGGCUCGCCCGCACCGUGGUGCGGCUCAGCGACUGCACCAGCGUGGCCCCGGUGGGCGAGGGCGGCCCCCGCGCCGGCACCGCCACCUUCCGCCUGGAGACCCGCGACCGCAGCUUCCUCUUCGCGGCCGAGAAGCAGCAGAGCGAGGAGUGGGUGGCGAAGCUGUGCCAGAUCGCCUUCCCGGGAAACGGCCCCAGCGAUGGCGUGGUGUCACAGUAUGGCCGAGAGGGCAGCGGGGAGUCCCCGGCCCUGGAGAUGGCCGUGAACUCCAUCUACUACUCCAGAGAUGAAGUGAACGCCUUCUGGGUGACGGUGCAGCGGACCGAGGCCGCGGAGCGCUGCGAGCUGCGUGGCACCUACGUGCUCAAGGCUGAGCGUGACAGCCUCGUCCUGAAGGACCCACGGACGGACAGGAUCCUCUAUGUCUGGCCCUACCGGCUGCUCCGGAGAUACGGCCGGGACAAGGUGAUGUUCUCCUUCGAGGCUGGCAGGCGCUGUGACUCAGGACCUGGAAACUUCACCUUUGAGACCAAGCAGGGCAACGAGAUCUUCCGCCUGGUGGAAGCUUCCAUCCAGGAGCAGAAGGCUCAAGUGGAGGAGAACCGGCAGAGCUGCGACUCGCUGGAAGCCGACAGCCCCGGCGUGGUGCAGAUCCGCCAGGCCCUGGCUGACAACCUGAACCUGGAGCUGCCCGCUGAGGGGGAUGACACCCUGGCACCCAAAGCAGGGCUGGCACCCAGGGCCGGUGCAGCAGCAGCAGCAGAGGAGAGAGAUGCCACAUCUCUGCUGAAGAGCCGGACUCUGCCAGAGCUGCCCGUGCCACCGGCCAAGCCCACGGUGUCCGGCACCCCUCCACGCUCCCCUCUGCCCAAGGUGCUCCGUGCCGUGCCGCCGGCCGAGGACCCGUCCAGCGUGUACUCGGAGCCCCUGGACUCGGUGAAGAGCCUGCAGCCGUGGCCGGACCCGCUGUACUCGGACCCUGUGGACAGCAAGGCCGUGAGCGUGGCCAAGGCGCCCGGCGGGGCUGCGGAGGAGCCGAAGCCGCGGCUGCCGGUGCCGCCGUACUCGGGCCCGUACGAGCAGGUCCGGGCCGAGGGGCAGGGCCGGGCCAAGGCUCGUGGCCAGGCUCCCCCUGGGCACAAGGAGCACAUCUACGACGAGCCCGAGGGCCGCACUCCCCGCUCGCUGCAUCCCUUCACCUACAUCUACGACGAGGCGCGGCCCACGAGCGAGGCCUGGCGCACCCAGGGCCACGAUGGCAAGGGUGGCUAUGAGUACCCCUACAACCCCAGCACUGACGAUUACUCGGUACCCACCUUCCCGGCCAAGGCCAAGAGCCCCAAGCCAGUGCCAGCCCCCAAGCCCCAGGCAGCCUUUAUCCCCAAAGGGGCAGAAAGGGUGGAGGACCCUGGCAGGCGAUGGGGCGGUGCUGCCCCUGAGAAGGCGCUCGCCAAACCCAGCCUCAACAGCAGCAACAACAACAACGUGGAGGUGCUGUACAGCCAGGUGGUGAAGCCCCAGCAGCUGCAGAAGAAGGAGCAGUGUGUGGAUGAGUACAGCUUGUCGCCUCUCUAUGAGGACCUAGGGGAGAUAUAAGCUGCUGCUGCUCUGUGUCUGUAUCCCAGCAGGGACUGGGCAUCCCAGUGCCAGCUAGGCUUCUCCUCCCCAGGAUGACUUGGGGCUGUUUGGGCUCGGGCAGAGCCCCUUUUCUCAUCAGUGCUGAGGGGCUGUGUUUUCCUGGAGGGAAACAGCGAGGGAGCUGUGGCUGGUGCAAGCCCCAGUGUGUUUCUCCAGCUCUGGAGCUGGCUCCACUGUGCCUUCUGAUGUGCAGGAGGGCUGGUAUUUUCUUGUACCUGCUGCUCUGGCUCUGCUCUGGCUUCCUGUCUGACCAGGCUGCAGGGCUCUGGUGCCUUUUGUAUGGAAGGCUGCUUGCCAUCAGUCUCCAAAAAGUAUUUUUAUACAAAGUUAUUUUAAUAUUAAAGUCUGUAUGUC
Vidua macroura (Pin-tailed whydah) is the source of this 2595-nucleotide messenger RNA. RefSeq names its product docking protein 1 (gene DOK1). The coding region runs from base 430 to 2199 and encodes 589 amino acids. Gene Ontology annotation, cellular component: cytoplasm. Gene Ontology annotation, biological process: positive regulation of MAPK cascade; cell surface receptor protein tyrosine kinase signaling pathway. The transcript has 5 exons. Lineage: Eukaryota; Metazoa; Chordata; Aves; Passeriformes; Viduidae. The record is from RefSeq and is a predicted model, not a curated record.